Messenger RNA from Pectinophora gossypiella (pink bollworm), 3442 nucleotides. RefSeq lists its product as uncharacterized. Gene Ontology annotation, cellular component: cytosol; nucleus. NCBI's taxonomy places the organism in Eukaryota, Metazoa, Arthropoda, Insecta, Lepidoptera, Gelechiidae. The record is from RefSeq and is a predicted model, not a curated record. Gene Ontology annotation, molecular function: cation binding; protein serine/threonine phosphatase activity. Gene Ontology annotation, biological process: positive regulation of canonical NF-kappaB signal transduction; protein dephosphorylation; positive regulation of canonical Wnt signaling pathway. Bases 238 to 1635 code for a protein of 465 amino acids. The transcript has 3 exons.
AACAAAACAAAUUACGAAAUGAAUGAAUUCGUUCUUUGCAGAUCCGGAUGUUUGAUUUUGUGAACAUAACCUUGCAAUUUACAUUGAAUGAAAGAAAAAGUCGACGAACGAAACGAACCUCUCUUGUAAAUCUACUUUACGCGUCUUAAAUAAAAUAAUAAUAAUAAAAGUGUCCUUUAUCGCUAUUAUUUAUAACGUGAAAUUUACUACCGUUAACAAUAACAUUUCGCCAAGGACAUGGAAGACGAGUUAGAGGACAGAGUGCUGUACCAGACUUAUCUUUCUUUUAUGAAAAUUGUGAGUCGUUUCUCAAGCAGUGUUCCCUUUGAUACUCCCGUGAGCUAUUUAUGGAAAAUGGUGCGUCUUUAUUUACUACGAUCAGAAGUUCUAGUGUUCACUCUAGGAGUUAUUAUAUUCUUUAUGUAUCUACAAACGAUCGAAUUAUGGAGUCGCACCUUGCUAAGCCGAUUGUCCCAAGCUAUGAGUCCCAUAAGCGCCGUACAACGUAUGAAGUUCAUGGAAGGCUCUGAAGCAGACAAACAGAGCUGGGAGCUAAAAGGUGAGGCAAGUGCAGCUUACGCAAUCAAAGGCCGAAGGAUGCACAUGGAGGACAGAUUUAUCAUCAAUGAGAACAUCAACAACACGGGCAUAUCUUUAUUUGCCAUAUUCGAUGGGCACGGCGGCGAGUUUGCCGCCAACUACGCAAAGGACCACUUGAUUCAAAAUCUAUUUAAUAAAAUAGUAGAAUUAAAUGCAUUUAAGGAUGGCAAAUUAAUCGCCACUCCCAAAGAGACAGCUGAUGAAUCGAAAAAAGAUGAGGGUAAAGAGAAGGAUGCUGCUGUUGAAAGAAAAACUAGUUUUAAGAAGUCUGCAAGUACUGCCGAAGAUACCUCAAAGAAAGAAAUCACUGAUCCUCAACUGUUAGCUCAAUUAUCAAAGGCAAGGCCCAUUACAAGGGAGGUGAGGCCAACAACAACUCCAAUUAAAACUGUUGUGGUUCCACUGACAAGUUACAUGGACAAAGGAAAGAUUAAUUAUGGGAAGCUGUUGACUGAUGAGGUGUUGGCAGCAGACCGACUGCUGGUGGAGGCUGCCAAGCGAUCCAUGAAUGUGGCGGGAACUACGGCUCUCAUUGCCAUUAUGGAGGGAAAUCAUCUAACUGUCGCCAAUGUUGGUGACUCUAGAGGAGUUAUGUGUGAUUCUCGAGGCAAUGCUAUCCCUGUCUCUUUCGACCACAAACCUCAGCAGGUGCGAGAACAGAAAAGAAUUGAAGCAGCUGGGGGAUACAUUGCAUUCAAUGGAGUGUGGAGAGUAGCAGGUAUCCUGGCAACUUCUCGAGCCAUGGGUGACUACCCGCUCAAGGACAAGAGGUUCGUCAUCGCUGACCCUGACAUCCUCACCUUUAACCUCAAUGACCACAAACCCAUGUUCGUCAUCCUAGCGUCUGAUGGCCUUUGGGACUUAUUCUCUAAUGAGGAAGCCAUUAAAUUUAUCAAAGAACGCUUAGACGAACCAGACUACGGAGCCAAAAGUUUAACACUCCAAGCUUACUACAGAGGCUCUGCAGACAACAUAACAGUUAUAAUAAUAAAUUUUGUAAACAAUCAAAUAUCUUCUGCGUCUAUCUCACAGUAAUAAUGAUAUAUUUCAAUAAUCUAAAUUGAGAAUUUCCUUAAGAUCUGUCCAUAUUUGGUCUAAAUAUUUUUUUACUAAAUUGACUGCCCCAUUCAUUAGAUAAUAAUAAUUGAUUUGUGUAGAUUUUUUAUUCGUCAUAAUUUAAUAAUGUUAAAAGUACAAGCAAGUACAGUACAGAUGAAUUAGAUUACAUCAUAUCUUCUUAUCAAGUUAUUUUUUAUCAUUUAUGGCAUGAAUGACAUUUUAUGUCUUACAUAUUUCAUAGUUUACAUUUAAAUGUAAAGACAUUGCAUAAUAGUAUGCAUUUGUGUUAUGGAACAAUUAAUAAUUUGUAUAGUUUUGUUUUUAAACUAACUUCAUUGUUGUAUUCUAAUUAAUAUUGAUAUUAUUCAGUAGAUAUAAAAUUUAAUGUAGUCAUGAGCAAUAAUCAUGUACCCACUUUAGAACCCUGUCACACUAUCAAAUUUGACAUUUAAUGAGACUUACAGUUUAUUUUGUCAAAAAAGUUAAUGUGACAUGGUUUCAAAGUGUAUACAUAUUAGUACUCAGACAGUACCUAUAUUACCUAAACACUAAAUUAGUAGUUUUGUCCAGUAGAAAAUCUACCUGCAUAGAUAAAAAGAGUCAUAUUUUUAAAUAUUAUACAUAUAUUCUUACCUAUGUAUAGUGUCAUAUUUUUGAAAUCGAAAAUUUUGAAUUUAUGGAUGGUUGUGAUUGUGAACACAUAAAAUUUCACAAGUAAUAUUGUGUUAAAAAAAUAGUCCUGAUUGUAUUUUAAGUAGGUUUAUCAAUCUGCAACUUAUUUGUUACCUUGCAGGCUUGUAUGUAGAUGGAGUGUUGUGUUUUGUUACAUAUAUUUUAGUUCCAUUGUUGCAUAAGGAAAGUGAUAGUUGUCCAAAUUGAUAUGUAGCUAAACAUGUGGCUAUGUUCAAACUGUAACGGACAGUUUUAAUCCAUGUAUCGUAUUUUAUCUAUGAAUAAGAAUUACUAAAUUGGCGUGUUCAUCUUAUAUUUACCUAUUAUGCAUUUCAAGUGAUUUUGCUUGCUUAUACUGUGUGUAUAGUUGUUUGAUAACAGGAUUUAUAAAAUCCCGAAGCAACCAUCUGCAAGAAACAGUGCAUCACUCAAUUUGCUCUUGGUGCUAGUCAUGAUUUUUUAUAAAAACGUUCUUUAUAAUGUUACACACUUGUGCAUAAUUAAUAUUAGUUAUUUUAUAAGCACAUCUAUGUAUUAAGAAAAAGUAUUUUGUAUUUUAUGUAUUGUUUGGUCACACUAGUGGUGUUGAUUAGCUCAUUAUUUGACAAGAAAUAUUAGAGGGAUAUUUUAAACUAUAUAUAAACCUGGUUUUAAAAUUUCUGUAUUUGUUAAUUUUUAAGUCACCAAAUGGUUAGGCCUAUUAGAAUAUUUCCAUCUAUAUAUUCUUUUGUAAACUUCAUUGAAUUGGGGCCAAAUAUUAUCGACCUUUAUAUCUGGUCAAGUGGUAAAAAAUGUUGUCACAAUAUUUUUAAAUUAAGUGCCAAAUUAUAUUGGUUUUGCCAAUAGUCGCCACGUUUAGUUCUACAAUAGAAAGUAUACUCUUGCCAAGUUUAAACGCGCAGUUAUUAGUCAGUUAGACUUAAAAGUGCGUUUGAACGAUUGCAUUGUUCCUACAAUAUUGUAAUCUUUACUACUAUCUAUCAACUCAAACUAUCUUCUAACAAACUGGAAACUCACAUACGAGUUAAACUUAUCUAAUCAUUUGCUGUUUAAACUACCAAAGUAUGAUAUAUUAUUGUGCGUAAAUAAUUAAAUGGUGAUGUGGAAAAUA